AUGGGCAACGACACCGAAUCCCAACCAGACAACAUCUCGAUCAGCGCCGCUCCCGCCGCCACGGAAGCAGUUCCUGGCGGCGUCGUCGUCCAAGACCCGGACUCCGACAUACCAGACGGCGGAUACGGCUGGGUCUGCGUCGCCUGCGUCUUCUUCCUCAACGCCUGUACAUGGGGUAUAGCAGCGGCCUACGGCGUCUUCCUCUCCCACUACCUCACGCACUCGACUCACCCCACCGCCACGGCCCUCGACUACGCCUUCAUCGGCGGCCUCCAAUUCGGCUGUUCCCUCUCCCUCGCCACGCCCAUCACCCUGCUGACCCGGCGUCUGGGCAUCCACAUCCCCAUGGCCUUCGGCGUGGUGGUCCAAACCGCCGGCUACCUCCUCGCCUCCUUCACGACGCCGACGAGCGGCAUCUGGCAGCUCUACCUGACGCAAGGCGCGCUGGUGGGCUGCGGCAUCGGGCUGACGUACCUGCCCUCGGCGCCCAUCACCUCGCAGUGGUUCAGCGCGCGGCGCUCGCUCGCCAACGGCAUCGUCUCCGCUGGUUCGGGCAUCGGCGGCAUCGCGUUUUCGUUCGCGUCGGCGCGCGUCAUUGCGAGCCCCGGAGGCGGCGUGGCGUGGGCGCUGCGCAUGUUGGCCAUCGUGUCCGGCGGCGUGAACGUCGUCGCCGUGGCGCUCGUGCGCGGGCGGAAUGCGGAGGUGCGCGCGACGAUUCGCGGUUUCGAUGUCGCGCUGCUGCGGCGCGAGAAGGUGAUGCUCUUGCUUGGGUGGGCGUUUGUCAGCAUGCUGGGCUACAUGACGCUGCUGUACAGCCUGUCGGCGUACGGGCGCGACGCGCUGGGGCUGAGCGCAGGGCAGGCGGCGGGCGUGACGGCGUUUCUGAAUCUGGGGACGGCUGUGGGGCGGCCGGCGUUGGGGUGGGCGAGCGAUCGGUGGGGGAGAGUGGAGGUGGCGGGGGGAGCGACGGCGGCGUGUUCGGUGUUGAUAUUCGCUGUGUGGAUGCCGGCGGCGUCAUAUGGGGUGUUGGUGUUUUUUGCGGUGGUGAGCGGGACGAUUUUGGGGGUGCUGUGGAUGACUAUCUCGCCGUUGUGUGUCGAGGUUGCUGGACUGAAGGAUCUCAACUCCAUGUUGUCCCUGGCCUGGGCGACGACCGUCCUGCCCUGCACGUGUACGUUGAAGAAAAACAUGAAUGAUGAACGACAGCUGAACUUUUUCUAG
Messenger RNA from Lasiodiplodia theobromae, 1221 nucleotides. Its product is annotated as MFS transporter. The record is from RefSeq and is a predicted model, not a curated record. The transcript is spliced from 3 exons. Lineage: Eukaryota; Fungi; Ascomycota; Dothideomycetes; Botryosphaeriales; Botryosphaeriaceae. The coding region runs from base 1 to 1221 and encodes 406 amino acids. Gene Ontology annotation, molecular function: transmembrane transporter activity. Gene Ontology annotation, biological process: transmembrane transport.